Molecule: messenger RNA, 1830 nt
Organism: Chara braunii
Lineage: Eukaryota; Viridiplantae; Streptophyta; Charophyceae; Charales; Characeae
Source: the annotation of a GenBank genome assembly
GAGAGAGAGAGAGAGAGAGAGAGAGAGAGAGAGAGAGAGAGAGAGAGAGAGAGAGAGAGAGAGAGAUGGAUGAAGAAGCGAGGUGUGUAUCGAGCCUGCUGGAGACGAUGGGAGGAAGGUGUUGUGCUAGAGACGAGUCGGCUAGCGAGAGAAGUCUUUCUUGUGUCGUCUCGGGAAAUGGACAAGCUUCUGGUGACAGCACUGACAGGAAGUGCGGGCCGUCUCGUCACCCGUCAGGAGCGGCGGCAUUUCUGACGCUCUCUCUCUUGGGUGUGCUGAGUGUAAUCCCAGACUCAGGCAGUUAUUACGGCCUGCGCCAAGAGCAAGAAUGGAUGACUUACCCGCAGGCAGGCAGCGCAGCGAAGGAGGCGGAGAAAGCAGCUGUUGGCGGGAGAUCGGCGCUGUGGCCGUUGUCAGACGAGGUGGUUUCUGUUAGACCUGCUUGUGCUGCUUGUGCAGAGGAUGCUGCGGGAGGGAUGGACACUGGAGAUGGUAACCGCACAACGGGCUUUACUGUGUCGCCGAAAGGCGGGUUCAUAGAGCGGGGUAGCCUGCGUCAUAGCUGGGUCCCACAGGAGGAGAAGAUAACCGUAGAAGGUGGUGUUCCCGCUGCCAGAUGUGUGACGGACAAGGCGCUGGUGCGUGCCACGCAAAAUGCGCAACCUGCGGAGGAUGGGGUUUGGGGAAUGGUGCUGGAUGAACUGUUCAGUGCGAGCGAGACGGAUAUAGAGGUGAUCGUUCCCGACUUUGAAUCGUCUGAGUCAGGUGAUCACUCUGCUGGUACGCACGAGAAGAGUUGUGGGAGGCUGGAAGUUGAAUGCACCUUUAGAUUGCUUGUGGAUGCUUGCGAGUUGCAAGCCCAAGGCGAGGAAUGGGUGAAGGAACUGAGAGACAAGCUCAGCAAUCCGGAGGUGAAGACGAUAUAUCUUGAGGAUCCAGCGAUGGCGGCGGACAGGAACCGAAGGCUUCAUCGAGGACGUUUGGCAUUUGCGGCGGGAAACCGGUGGAGAAACGUGGUGGCAACGGCUCAAAAUGUGUGGCGGGAAUCGGCUGCGAAUUCUACGUGGAAUGGCUACUGCAAGGUUUAUGGGCGGGAACGGCACAGGACAUUUCUUGGCGGGAAGGAUGGGUCGAUGGGGGAUUAUUGCUAACCAGGGGCCAAGUCCCACUAGAUGGUUUUCUUCAUUUCUGGCCAUGGAUCUGUAUAUUCCAGCCACAAUCGGCGGUCAAGAAUGAAGAACACACGCCAGUGGGACCUGGCCCCGGUCUAUAAGCGGGAAAAGACAAAUGAGAGACGAAACAAAAAUCAAGCCGUCACGGCGAGGAGGUUUCAAACACCGUCUUUGCGGAAAGCGAAAUGCACAGGAGCGUUCUGAGCUGUGGAGAGGAACGAACGAAGAACGCAAAGGACAUGAACUUUCUUAUAUAGCCGUGAUGGGCCGAUUGGACGUUUGGAACACUGAGGGCAUACUCGCACGAGGACUCUCCUGGAUGUUUUUGACCGGAGUUUUACCACGACCUGGAUGCAUCUGAUCGCAAUGACGUCCAGAGCGUUGUCGGAAAAGUCCUGCCGGUAGUUUGAGUAUGCUCUGAGGAGAAGCGCAUACACGCGAGGAGGACACGCACACGGGAGCGACAGAGGGAAACAUCCUCUACUGUGUGCUCGUCUGUUUACUUUCGUACGCGCUUUUUGCUCGGCACUGCGGAGAAUGUAUGUAUUUGUAACUUUGUAUUUUGAUGACGACAGUGCUUUUUGCCAAGGACGAGUGUUUUACUUCACAACACGUCGGAGCGGAGGAGCAGCAGCAGCAAUCAAUUUUCAACAGGUUG